Aspergillus steynii IBT 23096 is the source of this 1494-nucleotide messenger RNA. Its product is annotated as MFS general substrate transporter. The coding region runs from base 1 to 1494 and encodes 497 amino acids. Gene Ontology annotation, biological process: transmembrane transport. Lineage: Eukaryota; Fungi; Ascomycota; Eurotiomycetes; Eurotiales; Aspergillaceae. The record is from RefSeq and is a predicted model, not a curated record. The transcript is spliced from 4 exons. Gene Ontology annotation, cellular component: membrane. Gene Ontology annotation, molecular function: transmembrane transporter activity.
AUGGAUCAUGUCAAACCAGUCUCCGAACAUGAAGUUAACGUCAUGUCCAGCGAAAUUGCCAACAUUCCCGGCUACGAUCCAAGUAUACAACCAGAAGCCGGCGAGACUAGGAAGGCAUUAUUGAAGGUGGACCUAUUGAUCUUGCCUUUUAUUGUUGUCUGCUUCUGCUUCCUUCAAUUCGACCGUACAAACAUCGGGAACGCCUUGACCGACUCGCUUCGAAAUGAUAUCCAUGUCGACAACACCGCCAUCAACCUAGCUCAGACUCUGUUCACCGUGGGCUUCGUCAUUACCGAGUUGCCAUUCAAUAUGAUAAGCAGGUACAUGGGCCCUGAGCGAUUUCUGCCUAUCACCAUGUUUCUCUGGGGAGUUGCGACCUGGUCACAGAUUUUCAUCAAGAAUGCCUCCGGGCUCCAGGCGGCUCGAUUCUUCAUCGGCGCGCUGGAAGGUGGAUAUAUCCCUGGUUUUGCCUUGUACAUCUCAAAAUACUAUACAAACCAGGAGUUAGCCUUGCGAUACGCCAUAUUCUGGGCAUCGAACAACUUCGCCGGGAUCCUUGGAGGCCCGCUUGCCAUAGGGCUUCUUUCUCUCGGAGGACGACAUGGCCUGAAAGGAUGGCAGUGGCUGUUCCUCAUCGAGGGCAUACUAACAUCCUUCCUCGGAAUAAUCGCCUACAUCUAUCUCCCCCACAGCGCCGCAACCCCGAAAUCAUUCUUCGGCAAAUCACUCAACAUGUUCACGCCCCGAGAGGCGUCGAUUCUCACCACCCGAGUCAUCAACAACGACCCCACCAAAGCCUACCGGCGGAAAAAGCGCGUCUCAGUCUCCGACAUCCUCGAAACGUCCCAGGACUGGCGAGUGUACGGCCACAUCGUUGCUGCAUUUCUGUCCAUGCUCAUGAUCUCGCCGAUGAAUACAUACGCGCCGUCCAUUAUCAAGAGCCUUGGAUUUACGAGCUUGCAAGCUAAUGGACUUAACUCGGUUGGUAGUGCAUGCGGUCUGCUCCUGUCUAUUUCGCUGGCGUUUAGCAGCGAUAGGUUCCAGGAACGAGGGGUUCAUAUUGCUGUUGGGUAUUUGUGGGGAGCGGCGGGGUUGUUAUGGUUGGCACUCACUCCUGAGGCGAGUGGUAGGUGGAUUCUAUACGGUGGCGUUGUAUGGACUCAGAUGGGCAUGGGCUGUGCGCAGGCAAUCAGCGCAGCCUGGUUAACGGCGAAGAUGCAAGAUCAUAAACGGCCUGUCGCUCUGGCAGCGUAUGUGAUGAGUAUCCAGCUUGCUAAUUUCCCUGGGAACCAGCUGUUCCGGUCACAGGAUGCUCCUCGGUACACCCGAGGGCUGGUUAUUGCCGCUUCCUGUACUAUAGCAGCGGCGGUUGUUAUUCUGGUUUGGAAGUUGUUGUACCGUUUAUAUGACCAUGGGGAUCGUGGUGUUGAGGUUAAAUAUGGAAUCGAGGAAGCGAAGGAGACAAGAUCAGAGGAGAGCGAAAAGGAAGUAUAA